CCAAAAUUUCUAGAGCAUUAAAGUGAGUUAGGGACUUGUUUGAGAAACAAAUAUUGUUUUGGGCUUAAUAGCCAAAGUUUGAAAGUUGAGGGGGCUUAAAAGAGUAAAGAUAUUGGAUAAGGAUCAGCCUUUUUCUUUUCUUUUUCUUCUUUCUUUUCUUCCCCAGCCAUUUCCCGAUUCUGCUCUUCUUCUUUCCGCUGCAGCUCCCGAAAUCCCCCCCCCAAGCUGCCGGCAACAAGUUUUUGAGGAAAACCGGUAAAAGCUUAGAUUUUUCCCUUCUUUUCUUGUCCAAGAACCUGAUUUAGAACCCAGAAAUCUUCCCCCCUGCAGGAAGCUCCCGGAUCUGCUCUCCUCUUCCUCCCCUGUCCGCCGGCUGCUCUUGCUUUGUGGGGGUGAUUUGCUCCGGUUUUGGUCCGUGAGUCCCCUGCAGAAAUUGCCGCCGGCCUUUCCCCAAUUUCCCGCCGGCUUCUCCCCCUGCUAGGCCCGGUUCUGCUAGCUGCAAAUUCUGGUUCCCGAUCGUUCUGUCUGUUAGCACCGUGAAUCGAGCCUUUGGUUUUAAGCGAGUGAGGUAAGUAAAUUAUGGUAAAGCCCUUCGAUUGUAAAGCAUGUUUUAAAUUGUUUUUGCGAUGGUGGCAAGGUUUAAAUUGAUUUUAAAGUGAUUUUAUCAGCAUUUGAAUGUGAUUAAACUGAAAUGGAAAUUGUGAUGGUUUUUAUGAGAAUUUCAUUGUUUUUUGGAAUUGAGCAUGAUUGGAAUGAAAUUGUUUUCGUUGCAUUGAGUAGAGCAUGCCUAUUUGGAAAUUGACUGAACUGUUUUGAUGAACUGAGAGUUUUUGUAAAUUCUGAGUUUUCUGUUAAAUCCAUGCUCACAUGGAGAUUUUCCGAUUGUUUCUGAAAUUGGAGAUUGAUUGUCCUGAUGAUCUGAAAGUAAUUGGUGAAUUGUGUUUUUCUGCUAACUUCAGCCUGUUUUGUCUCCGAUGUGGUCGUGUUAUUACUGACCCUGCUAGCGGGGGUUAAACGCUAGCACAUGUCGACAUGUUAUUGAUAGGACCGUGGGGGUUAAACACCAGCAAAUACUGUAGCCUGCCAGUGGGAGGUUUAAACACUGGCCAUGACCUAUUGAGGAGACAUCUAUUUCGUGCCCGUACUGUAUCGGUUUUCAUGAUUACACUUGUUGGCAUGCUAUGAGUUUAAUUAACGGUUUGUCAUGAAACGUUUUGUUAUUGAAUUGAAUCUGAUUUUGCAUUGACGGUUUGUCAUUGAAUGUUUUGCAACUGAACUGAAUCUGAUUUUGUCAUUGAACGUCUUGUUAUGUUAAACUGUUUAUCUGGCAUGCUAAAGUUUUUACCGAGGGCUAUCCAUAUUUACUUACUGAGUUUAUCUCAUAGUUUUUCCUUGUCCACCAUUUCAGGAAGCGAAACCGAGGACGGGGAAACCAAGGGGAGUGACGAGUUAGAAGGCUAGCCAUCUUGAAAUUUGAAUAUGGAUCUUAGAUAUAAAUGAUGAUAUUGUAAGCUAGAUUGUGAUUGGAGAUUUUAUAACUGUAUUUAAUGGAUUGUUAGUUUACAAGAGAUUUGAUCUGGAGAUUUUGAGGUUAAGUCAUGUGGACAUAGAAAAGAAAUUUUGAAAUAUCUGAUCUGAGUUAUGGGAUUGUCAGAUGUGAUUUGGAUAAGUUCCGAGCCUUGUGCGCUUGUGGGACCCGUCUCACGAGUGCACGGCGUUUGUCGCGCCUCGAAUUCGGGUUUUGGGGCGUGACAGAUAAAGUGGUAUCAGAGCUUAGGUUUGAUUAAGAUUUCGUGAUGUGAGAGCCUAGGUUUAAUUGAAUACCUAGGAUUUGUUUUGGACUUGGCUAGCCAGUGGAUUUUAGAAUCGUGGUGAGAUAAGUGAUGGGGUUAUAUAAGGGACGAUUCUGAUUCAUGUUGCCUGAAUUUUCUCAUCCAUUUCGAUGAGAUGGUGAUCUGAUUGUUCUUGUUUCUUGCCUUCAUACUUUGUGUGAAGUUGUGAAAGUAAUCUUGCCCGUUAUGUCCUGAAGACCUUGUUUUGAAACUUGGUCAUUUUCUGAUAGUCCGCACUUGUUUAGACUUGUUUCGUGAAUGGAAUUUUUGUGUGCUCUUUUGCCACAAUUUUGAAAUCUGGGGAGUUGCAGAGAUCUUUUGUGAUUGAUCCUGUUAGUCUCUACAGCAUAGCUGGUGGAGAAUUUGUCUUGUUUGUCACAUGACCAGUGGAAAGAUGGGCAACCCUCUACUUUGUAAGAGAUUCCAGGCUAUUUUAGCAAAUGUUGUGUGUUUUCUAGAUGCGUUUUAGGAGCUGGAUAACUUGGUUUGCCUGUGUAAUGAACUUACAUGUGAAGCGACAAUGAUCCAUUAAGAAAUUUCGUGCUUUUUGAUUGAAAUCCUUAUGGGAUUUGAGUCUAUAUAUUAUACGUGCCUAUGUCAUGCCAAUGUCUAGGCUGUGGUUGAUGCCACUUAGUUUCUGUACAUAUCCAAAUGCUCUUGCAGGAAAGGAAAUGGUUUUUCACACAUGGGUGAAAAUUUUCCUGCUAAAUAGCCUACCAGAUAUCUUUGUUUAAACUUGCUCCUAUUCCUGAAAAAAUUGUCUGAAAAUUUGUUAUUACUCAAGUUUUGGAUUCUGCACUUGUUUUUGUUUCUUGAGUAUCGAUGUCCAAAUAUAAAUUAUGCCUGGUG
Molecule: messenger RNA, 2681 nt
Organism: Rubroshorea leprosula
Lineage: Eukaryota; Viridiplantae; Streptophyta; Magnoliopsida; Malvales; Dipterocarpaceae
Source: the annotation of a GenBank genome assembly